This is a messenger RNA of Triplophysa rosa, 1050 nucleotides long. RefSeq names its product hatching enzyme 1.2-like. Gene Ontology annotation, biological process: proteolysis. The record is from RefSeq and is a predicted model, not a curated record. The transcript is spliced from 9 exons. Gene Ontology annotation, molecular function: metalloendopeptidase activity; zinc ion binding. Lineage: Eukaryota; Metazoa; Chordata; Actinopteri; Cypriniformes; Nemacheilidae. The coding region runs from base 19 to 840 and encodes 273 amino acids.
UUUCGGGAAGCUUUCAUCAUGUACCUGCUAGUAGUCUACAUCUCUCUUGUGCUGAGCUUUGUUCCAGCUCAGAGUCAUUCUGUUGCGAAUUUCUUCAGAAGGACCUCUGAAGAGACUGAAGACAGCCCUGAGCAAGAUGGCGUUCCAGUGUCAGCAAUAAUUGAGGCCAACAAACAUGCUGUACAGGGAUUGGACGAUCCUGUGAUCAUGUUUGGAGACAUCGCUGUAGCAACAGGGUUUCAGAAUGCAGAUCCAUGCACAGCUCAAGGGUGUAAAUGGGGGAGAAGCAAAAAUGGAAGAGUCUAUGUGCCCUAUGCCAUCUCCAACCAGUACUCUCCCCAAGAAAAAGCAGUGAUUAAAAGAGGCCUGCUUUCUUUUCAUAAAUCAACCUGCAUUCGAUUCACUCCUCACAAUGGACAGAGGCACUUUAUUAACAUACAGUCAGUCUCGGGCUGCUAUUCAUAUGUUGGACGGCAAGGCGGAGGGCAGGUUGUGUCUCUGGACCGCAGGGGAUGUGUUUAUCACAGUAUUGUUCAGCACGAACUGCUUCAUGCUCUCGGGUUCCAUCACGAGCAGAAUCGUAGUGACCGUGACGAACAUGUUCAAAUUCUUCUUCAAAACGUCAUGCCUGGAAUGGAGAACAAUUUUCAUGUACAAAAUACCAAUAAUCUGGGUACUCCCUAUGACUACAGCUCUGUGAUGCACUAUUCAAGGGACGCUUUCUCCAUAAAUCGUCAGCCAACCAUCAUUCCCAUUCCAGACCCAAACGUUGUGAUUGGUGAAGCUCAACAAAUGAGCCCCAAUGACAUCCAGCGUAUUAACAGGCUUUACUGCAGUUAAACAAAGUGAUGCUGAGAUGCAUGAAGAGCAUGUCUGAAGACCCAAUUCAUCCUCGUUUUUCAAGCAUUCUUCUUAGCUUUCCUUUACAAUAUUACAAUGUCAAAAUGAUGUCACUGCCUAUAUUUUCAUCAAAAUGUGUUUUGAGAGUAAAAACAAAUGCACAAAUAAAUAAGCAAUAAACAUCAGUGUGUUUUUGUCUUGCUUUGCAAA